GAGGCAGCCGCGGAUCCGCUCGCCGCACACACUUCUGCCUUCACAAACUGAGCCGUGCAUGCCGGGGGAAAGUUGGAGCAGCGCAGCCGCCGAGGGCUCCCGCCUGCUCAGGGACGUGGGAAAGCAGCACCUUUCCCAGGUUGUCCUCAGAAGGUGGCAGAGCUCUGCCCCUGCUGAAGCACCGCUGACCACUGUCAUCAACCAAGCAUGCAGAGCACGUGAGACCCCCUGGGACCUAACCCUGUGGUCGCUCAGAGGAAAGGAGAAGGCAAGAGAGGAAAAGGGAGCAGCUGAGACCCACCGGCAGCUGCCACAGGGAAUUGGCUCCAGCACUGAGCUUCCAGACAGGACCAAUGGGUACAAGUCAGUCACAGGGCCACAUCUUUCUCUGAACAGUGUCAUUCCUAACACACAAGGCUGAAUACAUGAAGUGACUCUGCAGUGUUCUCCAAGGUCACUGUAAGCCCAAGGUCACUUUGGAAAGGGCUCUAGGGCUGCCUGGUAGAGGCUUACUGCAAGUAACUUUGGAACUGGUAAGAGCAAGACUGCUCCAUCCAUGCAACUGCACUAUGGAUCCGUGUUACAACCAUACAAGCUCUCAAAAAAGGAUGGACUUCCCCCUGCAGUUGCUGGUUGGGUCCUGCCUUGCUGUCCUCAUUGUGGUCACUCUCUCCGGCAACAUCAUCGUCUGCCUGGCUGUCACCUUCGAUCGCCGGCUCCGCAGCUUGACAAACUGCAUCAUCGUCUCCUUGGCCAUCACUGACCUGCUGCUGGGCCUCCUGGUGCUGCCGUUCUCUGCCUUCUAUGAACUUGCCAAAGAGUGGCCCUUUGGCAGCACUUUGUGCAACAUCUAUACCAGCCUGGACGUCAUGCUGUGCACAGCUUCCAUCCUCAACCUCUUCAUGAUCAGCCUGGACCGCUACUUUGCCAUCACCACCCCACUCCGCUACAGCCAGCUGGUCACUCCUUCCCGGGUGGCUGUGGGUUUGGCUGUUAUCUGGACUGUUUCGCUGAUGGUCUCCUUCCUACCCAUCCACCUGGGCUGGAACACCAAUGGGACAGCAGUCCAAAACACAGUCCCCAACUGCAACAAUGAGUGCAGGCUGGAGGUGAACCCGGUGUAUGGGCUAGUGGACGCCUUGCUCACCUUCUACAUCCCUUUGGUCAUCAUGUGUAUCACCUACUACCGGAUACUGAAGAUAGCGAGGGAGCAAGCCAAGAGGAUAAACCACACAUGGUGCUGCAGCAGCAACACCCCCAUGCCACCCAUGGUGAAAGAGCACAAAGCCACCAUGACACUGGCAGUGGUGUUAGGAGCGUUCAUUGUGUGCUGGUUCCCCUAUUUCACUGUGUUCACAUACCGGGGGAUGUGGGGGGACAGCAGGGUGGAAGGCACAGCUAUGUCCAUUGUCCUCUGGCUGGGCUACGCCAACUCAGCCCUGAACCCCAUCCUCUACGGAACACUCAACAGGGAUUUCCGAGUGGCCUACCAGCACUUGCUGCACUGCUGGAGGACAGGGGGCCCCAGGAGUUCCCGCCUGCCUACCCUCCAGAAGGCUCACUCCAAGGGCAGGAGCUGCAGGCAGGGCCAGGACAGGCAGGAGGGUAAACCCCUGAAACUGGAGAUGAGGAACGGGAUCUUGCUGACCGGUGGAGCCCUCAAGAGCACCAGAGCUUUCCCAUGAGCCUCAACCAGCCCGCUGCCCUAGGACCCACGUCUCCCAGCCUUCAGCUCCUGGAUGCCCUCUUCCAAAAUCCUGUGGGACUGAAAGGACAACACUCAGUUUUCCUCAGGGAGAAACUCAACGGCAG
Messenger RNA from Falco peregrinus (peregrine falcon), 1812 nucleotides. RefSeq names its product histamine receptor H2 (gene HRH2). Gene Ontology annotation, biological process: gastric acid secretion; G protein-coupled receptor signaling pathway, coupled to cyclic nucleotide second messenger; positive regulation of vasoconstriction. Lineage: Eukaryota; Metazoa; Chordata; Aves; Falconiformes; Falconidae. The record is from RefSeq and is a predicted model, not a curated record. Gene Ontology annotation, cellular component: membrane; dendrite. Bases 570 to 1685 code for a protein of 371 amino acids. Gene Ontology annotation, molecular function: G protein-coupled serotonin receptor activity; neurotransmitter receptor activity; histamine receptor activity. The transcript has 3 exons.